CCUUCAGCCCAAUAUCGUGUGCCACUAUCUUUAAAAAUCGAAGGGUUCCAUUCCAAUGUGUAAAGAAAAAUUUCGGGCUCCUUUUUGAAGAUUUCUCUCGAGCGCGUAAGGAAUAGCAUGGUAUUCUCUGGAAAUCAAAUGGCAAGUCUUUACAGAGGGCAAUCUAGGAAGGACAAUUACAAACCCAGAGCACGUCAUCAUGGGUUAAGUCAACAGAAGAGGCAAGAAAUUAGGGAAGCUUUUGAGCUAUUUGAUACUGAUGGCUCAGGCACUAUUGAUGCCAAGGAGUUGAAUGUUGCCAUGAGGGCGCUCGGUUUCGAAAUGACAGAAGAGCAAAUCAAUCAAAUGAUUGCAGAUGUGGACAAGGAUGGCAGUGGUGCAAUUGAUUAUGAUGAAUUUGAGCAUAUGAUGACGGCCAAGAUUGGAGAAAGGGAUACUAAAGAGGAGCUCAUGAAAGCAUUCCGCAUUAUUGACCAAGAUAACAAUGGAAAGAUAUCUCAUGAUGAUAUUAAGCGAAUAGCAAAGGAGCUGGGUGAGAACUUCACUGACAGAGAUAUUCAAGAGAUGAUUGAUGAAGCAGACCGAGAUGGUGAUAGAGAAGUGGGUAUUGAUGAUUUCUUCAGGAUGAUGAAGAGGACAGCAUAUAGAUACUAGAUUGAAGUUCAGCAUGAUGACAACAGGUCCAUCCUAUGCGAAGGGUUUAUUUCUGGGCCUUCAUGCCAUGCUAUUGCUGUAAUAUGUAUGUAGAAAUAAAGUUUUUCUUUCCUUUGUUUUCUUUCCAAUAAUGAUUUAUGGUGUAACUGGUUUUGUUUACAUGUAUUAUCGUUACUGUGUUGACGAA
Molecule: messenger RNA, 841 nt
Organism: Hevea brasiliensis (rubber tree)
Lineage: Eukaryota; Viridiplantae; Streptophyta; Magnoliopsida; Malpighiales; Euphorbiaceae
Product: caltractin
Exons: 7
Coding region: 118-654 (178 amino acids)
Biological process (GO): mitotic cell cycle; centriole replication
Cellular component (GO): centrosome; centriole
Molecular function (GO): calcium ion binding
Source: RefSeq, a predicted model, not a curated record